AUGAUCAAAAGAUGUCGUGGGAAGCAAGCAGUAUCUUCAUCAUCAAAAGAUACAAUAACUGUGCAUAUAACAUUUUAUUUGAAGACAAUGGGAGAUUCCAUCAUUGGAAAACUGUUGCUUUUUCCACUGCUGAAAAUGCAAAAUCCAUUAGAUUGGCGAGUACCGAAAUGUGAUAUAGCCGGAUGCAAAGGAUGGUACUGCAAAAACGAUGAGCACAACCGGAACAUCCAAAUUACCUUUAAAACUCAUCCCAAAUGA
Messenger RNA from Loa loa (African eye worm), 258 nucleotides. RefSeq lists its product as hypothetical. Lineage: Eukaryota; Metazoa; Nematoda; Chromadorea; Rhabditida; Onchocercidae. The record is from RefSeq and is a predicted model, not a curated record. The transcript has 2 exons. The coding region runs from base 1 to 258 and encodes 85 amino acids.